GAAGAAAAGGCGUGCUUAAUUGGAUUCCGCAAAAUGAGUUUCGUUCCUCUCAACCCUCGGCCUAUGCUGCAGUCCUUGAUUAAUGAGGACAUCGUCGUUCGCCUAAAAUGGGGCCAAACGGAGUACAAAGGCCGACUUGUCAGUGUUGAUUCAUACAUGAACAUCCAGCUAUCACAAACCGAAGAGUUUAUCGAUGGGAAGAACACCGGCACUCUAGGCGAGGUGCUUAUACGAUGCAACAAUGUCCUCUGGAUAGGAAACGCAAAGGGAGUGGAAGACAAGGACGUCCAGAUGGGGGAUUCUUGAUGAUGAACCUGUCUUCACCUUUUACCUC
Nannizzia gypsea CBS 118893 is the source of this 334-nucleotide messenger RNA. RefSeq lists its product as hypothetical. Lineage: Eukaryota; Fungi; Ascomycota; Eurotiomycetes; Onygenales; Arthrodermataceae. Gene Ontology annotation, biological process: spliceosomal snRNP assembly; mRNA splicing, via spliceosome. The transcript is spliced from 4 exons. Bases 34 to 306 code for a protein of 90 amino acids. Gene Ontology annotation, cellular component: U1 snRNP; catalytic step 2 spliceosome. Gene Ontology annotation, molecular function: RNA binding. The record is from RefSeq and is a predicted model, not a curated record.